This is a messenger RNA of Octodon degus (degu), 2077 nucleotides long. It is a transcript of the gene Hoxc11, whose product is annotated as homeobox C11. The transcript is spliced from 2 exons. Gene Ontology annotation, biological process: anatomical structure development; regulation of transcription by RNA polymerase II. The record is from RefSeq and is a predicted model, not a curated record. NCBI's taxonomy places the organism in Eukaryota, Metazoa, Chordata, Mammalia, Rodentia, Octodontidae. Gene Ontology annotation, molecular function: RNA polymerase II cis-regulatory region sequence-specific DNA binding; DNA-binding transcription factor activity, RNA polymerase II-specific. Bases 106 to 1020 code for a protein of 304 amino acids. Gene Ontology annotation, cellular component: nucleus.
GAGAGAGACUAAGACGGAUAACGCGUCAUCUCGCCUUCCCAAAUUUUCCCCCCUCGCUACACCGGGUCCAAAACCUCCAUCCGGAGCCGGCAGGAGAGGAGAACGAUGUUUAACUCGGUCAACCUGGGCAACUUCUGCUCGCCGUCGCGCAAGGAGAGGGGCGCUGACUUCGGCGAGCGAGGGAGCUGCGCCUCCAACCUCUAUCUGCCCAGUUGCACUUAUUACGUGCCCGAGUUCUCCACCGUCUCCUCCUUCCUGCCCCAAGGCCCCUCUCGUCAGAUCUCCUAUCCCUACUCAGCCCAAGUACCCCCCGUCCGGGAGGUCUCCUACGGCCUGGAGCCAUCCGGCAAGUGGCACCACCGGAACAGCUACUCUUCCUGCUAUGCGGCGGCCGACGAGCUUAUGCACCGGGAGUGCCUUCCUCCUUCCACCGUCACCGAGAUCCUCAUGAAAAACGAAGGUUCCUACGGCGGCCACCACCACCCCAGCGCCCCGCAUGCAGCCCCCGCUGGCUUCUACUCCUCAGUCAACAAGAACAGCGUCCUGCCCCAAGCCUUCGACCGCUUCUUCGACAACGCCUACUGCGGUGGCGGCGACGCGCCCGCCGAGCCCCCCUGCUCCGGCAAGGGCGAGGCCAAGGGGGAGCCCGAGGCGCCCCCGGCCUCGGGACUGGCGUCCCGAGCAGAGGCGGGGGCCGAGGCCGAGGCCGAGGAGGAGAACACAAACCCCAGCUCGUCCGGUUCUGCCCACUCGGCGACCAAGGAGCCGGCCAAGGGAGCCGCCCCCAACGCCCCCCGCACCCGCAAGAAGCGCUGCCCUUAUUCGAAAUUCCAGAUCCGGGAACUGGAGCGUGAGUUUUUCUUCAACGUGUAUAUCAACAAAGAGAAGCGGCUGCAGCUGUCCCGCAUGCUGAACCUGACGGACCGACAAGUGAAAAUUUGGUUUCAAAACAGAAGGAUGAAAGAAAAAAAACUGAGCAGAGACCGGCUGCAGUAUUUUUCGGGAAAUCCGCUGCUGUAACUGCAGACCGGGGUCUUUAGGGGGAGGGAGGGAAAAGGGGAAAUUAUUUUAUUUUAUUUUUAUUUUUUAUUUUCUAACUCGUCUUCUUUCCACGGGUGGAAAUCUGGACUGUGGCCAGGGCUGGCCCCCACUGCCGUUGCUGGCACCGCCUUCCGGGACCUCCUUCACCUUCGGUCUGACUCUCAGUGUGGGGACAGAGGCCAGGCCUGACAAAAGGGGUGAAGGGAAGUGUCUGACCCACGGCGAGUGGACCUCGUUGGUGCCGAGGCCCCAAGACUCUUUUUAUUUAAAAGAAACACACCUUGCGCGACAACGUUUUGCUGCUCGGAUUGGGUGGGAGGAGGGGCAAGCGUAGUGAGCGCCUGAGCGAACAAUCCUGAAACUGCAAGCCUUCCCUUGCCCCAGUGAAAAGAUCCUCUAAGACACCUUGACUGCAAGGGGAGACCUGUCUGGCUCCCCGCCCCUACUCCACCUCGCCCUACUGAUUGGGGUAGCUAAAUGUGAUCCUCUGCCUUGCUGUGAAAUUUCUGUACCUUCGACUUGGUGUUAGGUGUGCAAAGUUCGUGUCCUACCUCUGUCUGCGCCCUGGCCCCGCCUGAACCUAGUUGUUCUCCCUCUAAAUGUGUACAGCACUCCUUUAAAAUUUCUCAACUGGUGCAUUGAGGUGCCCUAACCUUUUUCCAAGCAGUGCCCCACUCCAUGGAUUUAUGGCUAAUCUAUGCAGUUGUUACCUUCUUUCUAAGAAAGAAGAGAGGAAAGAAAAGAAGAUAGAUUGAGGUGGAAGAGGAGUAGGGAAAGCAGUAGAGAGAUGGGUUUGGGCGCCUCUCCCAUGCUGGGGCCUGAUAUAUAUAUAUACAUAUAUAUAUAUACAUUUUUUUUGUAAAUAAGUUUCACAAGCCUUUCUUUCUGUCUAGAGAGGAUGGGGGAGUAUGCGCUGGAAUGAGAUUCAAAUCACCCACCUCUCUCCAUGUGCGUGAGUGUGUGUGUACAUGUGCAAUACCCACCCUGCUUCUGUCCCAGUGGGAUUGCUGUGAAUUUUUUGGUGGCAAAUAAAGAU